Messenger RNA from Cyclopterus lumpus (lumpfish), 853 nucleotides. RefSeq names its product adenylate kinase 1 (gene ak1). Lineage: Eukaryota; Metazoa; Chordata; Actinopteri; Perciformes; Cyclopteridae. Gene Ontology annotation, molecular function: AMP kinase activity; ATP binding; nucleoside diphosphate kinase activity. The record is from RefSeq and is a predicted model, not a curated record. Gene Ontology annotation, cellular component: cytoplasm; cytosol. Gene Ontology annotation, biological process: ATP metabolic process; nucleoside triphosphate biosynthetic process. The coding region runs from base 251 to 832 and encodes 193 amino acids. The transcript is spliced from 8 exons.
CUCAGUUGAGCUAUAAAAAGGCAUAGCAAGGGGGAGGGAGGGCUGCCGUGCAGUAGGAACUGUGCAUACACACACACACACACUCACACACUCACACAAACACACACACACACGGGGAUCCAGGGACGGCAGCCCCUUGCACUGGGAUCUAGAGCCACAGCGCGAACGAGAGGUAUUAUUCUGUAUUAACAGCACACAGGAUACCACAUUAUCUAUGCGUUGGAGGAAAAUACUCAUCUAACACAACAAAAUGGCAGACAAAAUUAAAGAUGCUAAAAUCAUCUUUGUUGUGGGUGGGCCUGGCUCUGGAAAGGGCACCCAGUGUGAGAAGGUAGUGGCAAAGUACGGCUACACCCACCUGUCCUCCGGGGACCUGCUCCGCGCUGAGGUGGCUUCUGGCUCUGAGAGGGGCAAGCAGCUCCAGGCCAUCAUGCAGAAGGGAGAGCUGGUGCCCCUGGACACGGUCCUGGACAUGAUUAAGGAUGCCAUGAUCGCCAAGGCUGAUGUGUCCAAGGGCUACCUUAUUGAUGGCUACCCCCGUGAGGUGAAGCAGGGCGAGGAGUUUGAGAAGAAGAUCGGCAAACCCUGCCUGCUGCUGUACGUGGAUGCCAAAGGAGAGACGAUGGUCAAGAGGCUCUUGAAGCGCGGCGAGACCAGCGGACGUUCUGAUGACAACGAGGAGACCAUCAAGAAGCGCCUGGACCUGUAUUACAAAGCAACUGAGCCGGUCAUCACCUUCUACGAGAGCCGCGGCAUUGUCAGGAAGGUUGACUCUGAGCUCCCAGUGGAUGAGGUCUUCAACCAAGUGUCCAAGGCUAUUGAUGCGCUGUAGUAAAGCAAGAUAACUAGAUGA